Molecule: messenger RNA, 258 nt
Organism: Peronospora farinosa
Lineage: Eukaryota; Oomycota; Peronosporomycetes; Peronosporales; Peronosporaceae
Source: the annotation of a GenBank genome assembly
AUGUCCCAAGGCCGCAUCUUACCGCUCGAGUUAAUUGACAAAUGCAUUGGCUCGAAGCUUUGGAUCAUCAUGAAGGGUGACAAGGAAUUUCUCGGUACACUCCGAGGUUUUGACGAUUACGUUAACAUGGUGCUGGACGACGUUACCGAGUACGAGAUUACUCCGGAGGGAAAGCGUGAGGUGAAGUUGGACCAAGUUCUGCUCAACGGCAACAACGUCUGUCUGCUCGUGCCAGGAGGAUUUCCGACCACUUCCUAA